This is a messenger RNA of Necator americanus (New World hookworm), 204 nucleotides long. RefSeq lists its product as uncharacterized. NCBI's taxonomy places the organism in Eukaryota, Metazoa, Nematoda, Chromadorea, Rhabditida, Ancylostomatidae. Bases 1 to 204 code for a protein of 67 amino acids. The transcript has 3 exons. The record is from RefSeq and is a predicted model, not a curated record.
AUGAAGACUGCAAAAUCGUUCAACGAUGCUCGUAUUUUUAAAAAGAACAAGAUCAAAUCAUCUAUAUCGUACCUGCUGAUCUACACGCAGCAAUACUCAUUCGCUGGUACACUGAGUGACAAGUGUGUGCUAUCAGCCGCGCCACAUCUGGUGGAACAACACGUCUCUGAAGACGGCGAAAAAGCCGAAACGUCAGGCAAAUAA